GAGUGGUUACUUGUUUUGAAAACAGUCUUCAGCGUGCUCUCGGCCGAGUUAGUUGUGUUGGCUCUCUCUCAGUCAGGAGAUUCGUCCAAAAAUUCGUUCCGAGUCCCGUUUUAUCCAUUUCGACGACGUCAAACGACUGAAUUUGUUUUUUUCACAACAAAACUUCGUCACCGAUCAUCUUUUGGGGAUUAAAUUAAUAAACAGUGUUGUUGUUGCAUCAUCAUCACACCCUCCCACGACGUCGAUUGUUUCGUUCCGCCAGUUGUUGCUGUUGUGUAGUUGUGUGUGUUAUUGGUUUUAUUCAAUCAGAACGUUGUCGGUUAUUUCGACGUAUAUGCGUGGCCAUGUUGUCGCGCAAUCUUGAACUCUACGCCAACUCCGCCGCAGCCGCGACGACGUCUAACGUCUCGGCGCUACGCGGAGACGCUACGGAUUCAUCCAACAAGAUCAACGUCGCACCACCACCACCACCACCAUCAGUAACGAUGGCGACAGUGGCACCUGCAUCGUCCUCGGGCGUCGCGACGCCUUCCUCUCAGAUGGCGCUGAUGGACUGCGAGACAUUCGGACGGACGUAUCACGUCGGUCACGUUCUCGGUAAAGGAGGAUUCGGCACCGUCUACGCUGGAAAUCGCAUCCGCGACGGACUCCCAGUCGCCGUCAAACACAUCCACAAGAGUUCCGUCACCACGUGGAGUCACGUGAAUGGCGUCAGAGUCCCGCUAGAAUUUUGCCUCCUACGACAAGUGGCUCACGUUCCGGGCGUGGUCCGCCUUUUGGACGCCUGCGACGCCGACGACGUCUUCGUUUUGGUGAUGGAACGAGCCGAAUCAUCGCAGGACUUGUUCGAUUUCAUCACCGAGCGAGGGGCUCUACCCGAACAGGCGGCCAGAAACUUUUUCCGCCAGGUGGUCGAGGCCGUCGUCCAGUGCCAUCGAGCCGGAGUCAUCCACCGCGAUAUCAAGGAUGAAAACAUUUUAGUGGAUUUGAAAACUCACUGCUUGAAAUUGAUCGACUUUGGUUCGGGCGACUACCUCAAGGAUGGCGUCUACACGGAAUUUGACGGUACCAGAGUUUACUCUCCGCCGGAAUGGAUCCGACACAGGAGGUACCACGGACGGCCGGCCACCGUUUGGUCGCUGGGCAUCCUGCUCUACGACAUGGUCUGCGGCGAUAUUCCCUUCGAACAGGACGACCAGAUCGUCCGCGCCACCGUCAAUUUCGUGACGAGAAGCCCCGGACGACUGCGGUUGUCUCCGCAGUGCGAGGAUUUGAUCCUGCGCUGCCUCGAGUACCGACCGGCCGAUCGGCCGUCGCUGGAGCAGAUCCUGGCCCAUCCGUGGCUGACUUCACCGGAAAUGAUUCCACCGUCGCCCGUCCACGUUCUGACUCAGUCCGGUACUGUCGAUCCCACGGCCGCCACGAUGAUUCCCGUGCCGUGCAUGUCCCCUCCGCCGGCUCCCGCCUCGACGCCGUGCAGUCCCAUCGCCAUGUCACUGUCGGAAGCUCUGCUGAGCACGACGACGGCCUGCUCGACCACGACGGGCAUCCCCGUGCCUCAGCGGAGGGCCCAUCACAACGGCGUGGCCAUCAGCAACGGUCUGCCCAGUUCCUUUGGCGGAUCGCUGCCUUCGUCAUGCAAUUCCUGUUCGUCUUGUUCAUCAUCCGCCUCCUCUUGCUCCGAUUUGGGCUCCUCGUCCAGCUCGUCGUCCACCUCCUCUCAAUGUUACCACCAUCAUCACCACCAUCACCAUCAUCACCACCAUCACCAACAUUAUCCGCCGCCAGUGCGGCCUGGCAUCCUAGCAGCCGCCGCCGCUGCCGCCGUUGCCGGAAGCGCCAAGAGCGGGUCCGUUUCGGCCGCUGCGGCUGGCGACUUCGCCUUUUGAAUGAUAAUAAAAAUUUUGUUUUUUAAAUGUUGUAAAAAAAAAUAUAAAAUUCAAAUCGCCCGCUCCCCCCCAUAAUUUUGUUAUGAUCACAAAAUGUUUCAUUUCCCUCCCCCCCUUUUUUUUGCGUGUGCCAUGCAAAAGGUAUUUAAACGGUUCAUUACUAUUCCUCCUACUUCCGCUGUUACUACUGUCGAGGACUCUCUCGGAAAAGAAAAAAAAACCCUGGUCACUCGGUUCUAUUCGCGUGCGUGUGUAAUUUAUUGACGUAGUCAAAAGUGAUUUCUCUUCUUUUAUUUCCCCCCCCCCUUUUCAUUUUUCGUCUUCUUCUUCUUCUUCUUCUUGUCUUGAUGAAUUAACAUUUUUUCCCCGAAUAAUUUGUUUAAUUUCGUUUUUUCACUUUUAUCUUGGGAAUGCUUGAAAUUCCCGGGAAAAAAUUAAAAGGUGAAAAAAAAAAUUAACAAUGAAUAAGGCAAAAGUACAAUGCAACUAAUUUAUCACCUUCAAAAUAGCAGCGCUGGGCUUGAAUCCCCCCGCUCUGCUUUUGAAUGAACUCGGAUAUACAUACAUUAUUUUUCUGUACAUAUAGUUCAAAUGAUGACGUAAUGCGAUAUAUCAAAACUGCGCGUGUGCAUCUCCAUCCGUCUCUUAUAGGUAUCAAUUUUCGACAACAUCUGUCGACUUGGCAGUUUGGGUUUUUUAUUAUUAUUUUGUCUUGUAUUUCUCGUUCGAUGAAAGAAUCCAGAAACAGCAAAAAAUUCAAACGUCCUUUUGUCAAAUGACGAAAUUUACAUUUUUUUAUUUUUUUUUGUUUCCAGCCAUUUUUCUUUCGGAUCUAUAAGCGUGAAUAAAAAAUAAAAAGCAUAUUAAUAAUAACUACACAUAACAUACAUAUCGUUGCUUUGAUUGACAAUGUCGAGCAUACCCUCCUUUACACACACACACACCCCCAACUACCCUCCUUUUUUUUCUCCCUUUGAAUACAGUAAUUUAUUGGCGUGGUUGAAAUAAUGUUCCUUGUUUGUUCUCUCUCUCUUUCUCUUAUUUUUUAU
Messenger RNA from Daphnia pulicaria, 2938 nucleotides. Its product is annotated as serine/threonine-protein kinase pim-3-like. Lineage: Eukaryota; Metazoa; Arthropoda; Branchiopoda; Diplostraca; Daphniidae. Gene Ontology annotation, biological process: protein autophosphorylation. The coding region runs from base 345 to 1889 and encodes 514 amino acids. Gene Ontology annotation, cellular component: cytoplasm. Gene Ontology annotation, molecular function: ATP binding; protein serine/threonine kinase activity. The transcript has 5 exons. The record is from RefSeq and is a predicted model, not a curated record.